AUGGCAUUGACAAAAAACCUCACACACCGAGAUGAAAUAGGCGAUCUCAGACAACGUCUAACGGAACAGUCGUUUCCUUGGUGGGUUGCCGGGGAGAAUAUUGCACAAGGAUUUGAAGAGGACAAAAUGAUUAAUGUUAUCGAAGCUUGGAUGAGGUCGAAAGAUCAUCGUGCCAAUAUCCUAAACGACCAAUACACACAUUUUGGGCUUGGCUAUAAGGAUGGCUUCUGGACACAAAACUUUGCUCAGUCAGUGGAUCCUGUUCAAAC
Molecule: messenger RNA, 269 nt
Organism: Paraglomus brasilianum
Lineage: Eukaryota; Fungi; Glomeromycota; Glomeromycetes; Paraglomerales; Paraglomeraceae
Source: the annotation of a GenBank genome assembly